Coffea arabica (coffee) is the source of this 534-nucleotide messenger RNA. Lineage: Eukaryota; Viridiplantae; Streptophyta; Magnoliopsida; Gentianales; Rubiaceae. The record is from RefSeq and is a predicted model, not a curated record.
AUGGAACAACAGGGGAUCUUGCGCCCUCCUCGGCCACUGGCUGGGGACAAAAACCAGCGCGACCAGGGUUUGUACUGUGCUUACCACAGGGACGUCGGGCACGAUACUGAGGAUUGCAGACACCUCAAGAAGGAGAUUGAAAAGCUGAUACGGAGAGGCCACCUCGGGCAGGGGACCUGUGGGGGAGACAGUCAUACGGCUCGGCGAAACAACCGGCCUUCCCCCAGUGGGGAAAGCUCUAACAAGCGUUUAAAGAUGUACGAAGAGAUCAUCUAUGGGCCGGAGGACGCGGUACCCCUAGCCUCCAAUAACCAUGAAGCGAUUGUAAUAGAGGUCAUCACGUGUAACUACAAGGUAAAGAAGGUAUACAUCGACAAUGGGAGUGCCAUCGAUGUGCUAUACUACAAAACCUUCAAAGAGUUGCAGCUGGAAGAUAAGCAGCUCAUCCUCGUCCGAACUCCUUUAAUAGGUUUUGCAGGUCCGCCGGUAAGGCCCGAGGGAAUGAUAACCCUCAUGGUCACUGUAGGGGAGUAG